This is a messenger RNA of Nothobranchius furzeri (turquoise killifish), 9831 nucleotides long. RefSeq names its product protein kinase C-binding protein NELL1. The record is from RefSeq and is a predicted model, not a curated record. Gene Ontology annotation, biological process: regulation of osteoblast differentiation; positive regulation of ossification. Lineage: Eukaryota; Metazoa; Chordata; Actinopteri; Cyprinodontiformes; Nothobranchiidae. Gene Ontology annotation, cellular component: cytoplasm. Gene Ontology annotation, molecular function: heparin binding; protein kinase C binding; calcium ion binding.
AGCGGAUCCUGCUCUGUAGGCAGGGAACCCCUUAAGCUCGCUUCGUGGACCAUUCCUCCGUUCCUCCACAUUCAGACAAGGUGUGAGCAGCGCUUGCAGCCAGACGGACCAGAGUUGGUUGCUGAGGAUAGGCACCGAAGCGCACGACUCACGCACCCAUCCACAGCGCAACUCUCAACACCAAUGGAUAUUUACGUGCUCCUGUUGUCGUUUUUCUUUUUCACCAAACCAGGUUUUGGUUUAGGAUUAGAUCAGGAUUACCAGAUCGAUAUCAUCAGUGAACUUGACCUGGCAAAUGCCACCUACGGAAUUACCCAAGUGGCAGGUCUUCACAACGGCAGCAAAGCAUUCCUAUUCCGAGAUGUUGGGAGAGCCGUCCACGCCCCGCCGCAUAUCACAGAAAAAGUGGUGCAACUGUUUAGGCGUAAAAGUGAGUUUACCUUCUUGGCCACCAUCCAGCAGAAGUCCUCCACGUCAGGAGUCAUCUUCUCCAUCCACGAGUCAGAUCACAGUUACUUUGAGCUGGAAAGUAGCGGGAUGAGAGAGGAGAUACGCUACCACUACCGUUUCAAAGGCAAGCUGCGAUCCGAAUCCUUCCCGUACCGCCUUGCUGAUGGCCAGUGGCACAAGAUCGCCCUCACCAUCAGCACCUCCCACCUACUGCUGCACGUCGACUGUAACAGGAUUUAUGAGCGGGUGAUAGACCCUCCUCAGAUGGAGCUCACCUUAGGCAGUGGAGUGUGGCUAGGGCAACACAGCCACAAGCAUGGUCUGUUCAAGGGCAUAAUUCAAGACGUGAAGCUGAUCUUCGCUCCCAACGGCUACAUCACACAGUGUCCUAAUCUAAACCGCACCUGUCCAACCUGCAGCGAUUUCCUGAGCCUGGUGCAAGGCAUCAUGGAUCUGCAAGAACUCCUUGCCAAGAUGACCCUAAAGUUAAACUACGCAGAGUCCAGGCUGACCCAACUGGAGGGGUGUCACUGUGAGAGGACCUGCAGCGCCAAUGGGCUCUUAUACCGAGACAAAGAGUUGUGGGUGGAGCAUGAAAACUGCAGGAACUGUGCAUGCAAGAAUGGCGUGGUGGAGUGUCGCAGGAUCUUCUGUCCACCAGCAAACUGUUCCGAAGACACUCUGCCUGUACACGUUGAUGGGACUUGCUGCAAAACUUGCAGACCUAAAUGCACCUAUAUGGGACAGACGUUUUCUGAGGGCCAGCGCUUUCUAUCCAGAAGCUGCAGGGAAUGCAAGAAUGGCCUGAUGGUGAAAGUAACAGAAAAAUGUCCAGAGAUAAACUGCAGUCUCACUGAGCAGAUCUUACCAGAGGGCAGAUGCUGCAACGUUUGCAGAGGUUACGACUUCUGCGCAGAGGGACUCAUUUGUGGAGAAAACUCAGAGUGUAAAAACAGGAAUACUAAAGCAGAGUGUGAAUGCAAGAGUGGCUAUGCCUCCAUCCACGGGGACUCCACUUACUGUGAAGAUAUUGAUGAGUGUGCAACGCAGAUGCAUUACUGCCAGUCCAAUACUGUGUGUGUGAACCUUCCCGGCAGCUAUCGGUGUGACUGUCUACCAGGUUUCAUCAGAGUGGACGAAUACUCCUGCACCGAGCACGACGAGUGUGCCAGCGGCCAAAAUUUGUGUGAUGAAAACGCCAUCUGCACCAACACCAUCAGAGGACACCUGUGUACCUGCAAGCCAGGCUAUGUGGGCAAUGGUACCAUCUGCAGGGCCUACUGUGAGGAAGGGUGUCGAAGUGGAGGGACCUGCGUGUCUCCAAACACAUGCGUCUGUCCCUCAGGAUUUACUGGACGGCGCUGUGAAACAGAUAUUGAUGAGUGUGCGGAGGGCCUGAUUGAGUGCCACAACCACUCCCGCUGUGUCAACCUGCCUGGCUGGUACCACUGUGAAUGCAGAAGUGGUUUCCAUGACAAUGGCUCCUACCAGCUUGAUGGAAGCUCCUGUGUUGACGUUGAUGAGUGCAGUUUGCAGACACACACCUGCUGGAAUGACAGCGUGUGUGUGAAUCUCCUCGGAGGAUAUGAUUGCAUGUGCACAUCUGGUCCAGGCUGCAGCAGCAACUGCCCGCAGGAAGAAGUAGUAAGACGCAAUGGAGAAGACUGGAAACCCAGCUUUGACCGCUGUGCUAUAUGCUCCUGCAAGGAUGGACAGACAUACUGCAGGAGAAGACCCUGUGACUGCAAAGACGCCAGUGAGGACCUGUUCUGCUGUCCUAGCUGUGACAACAGGCCCAGCAGUCAGUGUCUGGACCAGAGUGGACGUACACUUUACCACAGUGGAGCGACUUGGCUGUACGGCUGCCAGCAGUGCCGCUGCAUGGAGGGGGAGGUGGACUGCUGGCCUCUAGUCUGUCCCACAUUGACGUGCGAGUACACGGCAGUUGCAGAGGGUGAGUGUUGCCCGCGCUGCAUCUCAGACCCCUGCCUGGCCGACAACCUGUCCUAUGACAUUCGGCAGACGUGCAAAGACCCCACAGGUGUCACUCGCCUCAGUGGGGACACAUGGCACAUGCCCAAGUCUCCCUGCACCACCUGCAAGUGUAAGAACGGGAACGUUUGCUGCUCAGUGGAUCUUGACUGCCUUCAGAACAACUAAAACUUCUCUCCUCCCUUCACAACGGGACAGUCACAGUCCCUCCACCGUCAGACAAAUUUUCCUCCUGGAUCCAUAAGACCAACUCUCUCACACACACACACACACACACACACACACACACACACACGCGCACACACACACACACACACACACACACACACACACACACGUGCAUGGCAGUGUGUGCACAGAAAACACGCAACGGACAGACUUGGGUGUUGAAGCUGUGCUUUUUAUGCCAUAACUCAAAUGAUGAACGUUGAGAAAGUGUGUGAGUGUUUUUGUGACUCAGAAGGAGGCUGAGAUCACCGUUACUCUCGCCACAGUCACUGUGUGUUGUGUACGUGUUUGAUUUUAGUUCACUUAAAGUCUUGAGGUUAGGGUUAACCCUUUGUAGUGUCUCUGAGCAGAAAGCAAACAGCUGAUCACAUGUCGAGGUGCUUUAUUCGUCUGAAAAUAGGCUCACAGCUGCUUGGUUAUCUAACGAAACAGUUACAGCAGUGGGAACAAAACAGAAUGCCAUCACAUCAAAUGAUUUUUUAUUGAAUUAAACUGGAAUGUAAAGAUUGUUACCUUCAUUUUCCAGUCCAGCACUGACCUCUCCCGUUAGUGGCAUCAUACAUAUUUUAGGGACCUUUUCUUUACCCUUUUCACAGCUGCAGUACCUUGCAUUGGGGUUUUCUUCACGUGGUUUUAAUAUAUCAACAUUGAAUAUGCCUUCAGUGUGGUUAUCAAAAGCAACUUUGGACAAUAUUUUUGCCGUCUUUUGUUUUUAGCUGCUGCUGACGGUAAUCGUUAAAGCUGAGGCUUCUGUUUUCGGUAUUUCAUCCAAAUAUUCUACAUCCUGUAAAGUCAACAUGUUCACGAAUAGCACAGCUCCUCUUUAGCACCAGAAAAUGUAUACAUUUAUAAACCUGAAUCCUGAGAAUACAAACGUUUACAUCUUUAAAUGUAGGUUUUAUGCAGGAAAAGCUGUGCCGACACAAACCCUGAACCCUAAAGGAAUGACAUUCUUCACAGUGUUCAGGCUCUUAACCGGGGAUCACCUCUCCCUGUCCAUUAUCACUUCUGUCUCCAACAAUGUCCCUCAGCGUCACUCUCUCUGCUGUGAAUACGACCACAAGAUGCUUAACAACUACAGUCACAUUAUCAGAAAGCAAUGCACAAGCGGUUCUCGCAGGUCAGAACAAGCACCGGCCCAAGCUGUUGAUCAAAUCCACCCAGCUGGUGAUGGCCUGGACUUCUCCCUCAUCUCCCGGGGCUCUUCUGCUCAGCACCAUAUGGAAUACAGAAUGGCACAGGGACAGAAAUAGAAAAACAAAAUGGAAAAAAGGCAAAGACAUGGGAUAAUUAAAGCCAUGCCACACAGUCGUGGAUUUGAGUAUGCCAGGAGGUCACUGAGUGUUGAGUCUGUUUACAGACAGCCAGGCUUAAUAAGGCAGGACAGCCGGGUGCUUCUCCUGCUACAGUUCACGACUCUGACACUGUUCUGCUCUCCUGCUUCAUUUCUCUACUCCACACCUCGCUCUGGUUGUCUUAAAAGUGUAAAUGUUCUCUCCUGAGUGUCACUGUUGUUGCACUGUGUCAGUUUCCCCCUCCCACAUAAAAAGCCAGACAAAAUGUGGAAUAAUGUCUGACAUUUUCUUGUUACAUGCACUGAACAGUAUGUGUUGUUGUGUUCCUGAAACAAUGACAUGGUGGCAGCAGAAUUUUCAUAAGUCAUAUUUAAAGGUGCAAUUUGUAAGAAUGACAUCCUGUGGUCAAAUGUGGUUACUGAAGUCCAUUUUUUAAGCAAAAACUUAAUCCUGUUCUGUGGAUUUCAUGGCUGCUGUCAGUACAGAUCAACGCCAGAAGAUCCUAGAUGACAAGUAAAGACAAGUCAUACACCGUAAUUUGAUAAGUAGAUGAAUAGUUUGUCAUAUCUGGUGUUAAUUCUCUUGGGUGUUUUAUGGUAUGGAGCAUUUAGGGCACUUAUUAUGGUAGUCUAUCUCUGGCAUUACAGGAAGUGUUGCUUGCUGCUGUUGUAGUUCUAAACAACCCAUUAAAGGAAGUAAAACGCCACGAUCGACUCAUUGUUCACUUCACACGUUCAUUUCACUGUAAUAUCAAGUUGUUGUUGUUGGUCUAAUUCAUUCUAGUCUGCUUCACCUGACAUUAGAGUAAAACAAAAACAUUGCAGUGGCUUCUUAGGGGGUACAAGAAACAACUUCUGGGUCGCUCCUGCUGACUGGCUUAGACUCUUUAAACAUCUCUGGACAUUUUUGCCUGCUGGUGUGUAAUUACAAGUGCCGGUGAUGCUGCAUUCGCUCGCUGCAGAUUUGGCAACCUCACAAAUACACAGUAACCACAUUCUGCUCUCGUUUUUAUUUUUUAAAGGAUAAAAACUGACAUCUUCAUGUCCAAAGUCAAAGAACCUCGUUUAAUAUAGAAAAACUGACAACCCCCCUGUGGGCUCAGAAUAAAAUCUGCUACAAGGUAACACUCCUUCCAACAUAAUUGAGAGAUUUGACUGUUUGCUGUUAUUCCAUCCAUCCAUCCAUUUCAUCCGCUUAUCCGGAGUCGGGUCGAGGGGGCAGUAGCCUAAGGCGAGAGGCCCAGACUUCCCUCUCCUCAGCCACUUGGGCCAGCUCCUCCAGGGGAAUCCCAAGGCGUUCCCUGGCCAGGUGAGAGACAUAGUCCCUCCACCGUGUCCUGGGUCUACCUUUUGGUCUCCUCCCGGUUGGACGUGCCUGGAAAACCUCACCAGGGAGGCGUCCAGGAGGCAUCCUGACCAGAUGCCUGAGCCACCUCAACUGGCUCCUCUCGAUGUGGAGGAGCAGCGGGUCUACUCCGAGCCCCUCCCGAAUGACCGAGCUUCUCACCCUAUCUCUCAGGGAGAGCCCAGCCACUCUUCGGAGAAAACUCAUUUCGGCCGCUUGCAUCCAUGAUCUCGUUCUUUCGGUCACUACCCAAAACUCAUGACCAUAGGUGAGGGUAAGAACGUAGAUCGACUGGUAAAUCGAGAGCUUCGCCAUCUGACUCAGCUCUCUGUUCACCACGACAGACCGGUACAACGCCCACAUCACUGCAGACGUGGCACCAAUCCGCCUAUCGAUCUCACGCUCCAGUUUUCCCUCACUCGUGAACAAGACCCCGAGAUACUUAAACUCCUCCACUUGGGGCAGGACCUCAUCCCUGACCUGGAGAAGCCAUUCUUCCCUUUUCCUAAUCAAGACCAUGGUCUCAGAUUUUGAGGAGCUGAUCCUCAUCCCAGCUGCUUCACACUCGGCUGCGAACCGCUCCAGCGAAAGUUGAAGAUCACGUUCUGAUGAAGCCAACAGGACCACAUCAUCUGCAAAAAGCAGAGACCUGAUCCUCAGGCCACCAAAACGGAUGCCCUCCACACCUUGGCUGUGCCCACAAAUCCUGUCCAUAAAGGUUAUGAACAGAAUCAGUGACAAAGGGCAGCCUUGGCGGAGUCCAACUGUCACUGGGAACGAACCCGACUUACUGCCGGCAAUGCGGACUGAGCUCUGACACCGGUCAUACAGGGACCUAACAGCCCGUAUCAUAGGGCCUGGUACCCCAUACUCCCAGAGUACCCCCCACAGGGUCCCCCGAGGGAUGCGGUCAAACGCCUUCUCCAAAUCCACAUAACACAUGUAGUUGGCUGGGCAAAUUCCCACGCACCCUCCAGGAUACCCCUAAGGGUAUAGAGCUGGUCCAGUGUUCCACGGCCAGGACGAAAACCACAUUGCUCCUCCAGAAUCUGUUUCAACAAUCUGUUAUUUUACUGUAAAAUUCUCACAUAUUGCACCUUUAAUUUAAUAUAAAAAACUGAUACCCUAGUUAAGUUAAACCAUUCUAUUAAUCAAGUUGUGUGUGUGUUUUUUUAGCUCGUUCCAACUCAACAUUUUCUUGCUUUUAUAGCGACAGGUUUUAUUCUGCUUUAGAGGAAAAAUUGUGAUGGUGCAGAACAAAGCAAAGAUAAUUUCCUCAAGAUAAUUCUCAAAGAAAAUUACACAAAACAUAAAAUCUUUUACCACAGUUGAGAAAAAGUAUCUGGAUCUAAUUAGUCACUAUUCCAAAUAUACAACAUCUACAAAAAGCUUCUUGUUUAAGCAAAAAUGAAGAUAUUUUUAUUGAAGAUGUUGUUUAGGCACCUGAAUCAGCAGCAUCCAGUGAGUGUACGAAAGCAACCUGAACUCAGGUGCAACUGCUCAGUGUGUACGUCAGUGUGAAGGGUCACGGUUUGUUAUGGGUAUUGUACAACAAGACGUUUCUUCUUUAAAAUUAAAAUAACAGUGUCAAGCAGAUCGUGGGUCUGACCUUAAAUAUGAUAAAAAAAAUUUAUGUGUCUGGUGUUAAAAGUCUUUACCAAAAAACGUAGACAACUGCUUGUGAGUCCUACCUCCCAUCUCUGCUGUGGCUACGAGCAGAUUGAAUGUAAAUAAACGUGUAGAUGGAAGGAAUGCUCAGCUGAGACUUGUGAAUAGAUCAUGUACUUCAUAUGUCUGCUAACUAUGGACAGAGUUAAGACAAAACAAAAACAUGUACCAUUACACCCCUGAUCUGAACAUUAAAACACACAUAAUCACACGUUAGGUGAUUUUAGUCCAUGCUGGAGGAAUUCUACUAGAGCUGGGAAGUAAAACAAAAAUUUUACUUUACCGGCAUCAAUUUUACCAGCAUAGGUUGCUGAUGUGACAGACCUGUGGAGUCUGCAUCACGGCUAGUCAUGUAGAAUCACCUGACUCGACCCCAUUCAGUCCGUAUGUGACAAAAAGGGGGAAUAAAACAGGAAAUGGAGGAAGAUUCAAAUGUUUAAGCAUCAGACUGCCAGAAGCUCGUCUCUCUUAGUCACUCGCUACUCGUGGGCUGUAUGGCUGCUUGUCGUUCAUGGCUUAGCUUCCUGCCACUUGCGGUAGCUCUCUGCUUAGUGCCCGAGCCAUGGUGCUCUGCAGUUAAUGGCGGGCAGCCAUGACAGAUGAUCAGCGGGCUACAAGCGGCAGUGGUAGAUUUGUUUGAAGAGAAUCUUGUUCCAAAAAAUUGCUUCAUCAAUCAUUUGGUAACAUCAUGGAUUCAGCACAGGUGAUGUGAUGAAAACAAAAGUCCAGAAAGACUAGCAACAAGUCAAGGUAACGCAUCCUCCUCCACCUUUAGUACAACCACUCUUUCUAGAGAACCCGACUGGCUGACAAAUGAAAUUGGACAAUGUACACAUGAUGCAGCUCGUGGUAAUGUCAAGAUUUAGGAUAUGAGACUAUCAGAAUUAUUUUGUGUCUGCAGGAAUUUAUUUUUGUUGUUUUACUUUUCUACUUGUUGAGUUUCUUGGUUUUUCAAUCUUAACAACUAAAAGUAGUUAGUACUCAGAUGGAAGUUUUUAAAGUAGUAAGUAAAAGUAAUUGCGUUUAACUGAUCUAAUAAUACCAUCAAUAAAAGUGGCUGGCUGCUGCAGCCCUAUCUACUGGACAGCUUUUGUUUUUUCACAUACAUGUAGUUAUUGUCCAUUCAUUGUUAUCGAGCUGACCUCAAAAUACCGUGAUUUUGAUUUUAGGCCAUAUCGCCCAGCCCUAAUUUCUACUACUGUGCAUCAUAUUUGUUCUGCACUUUCAUGAUGAAAUGUAACGGCUACAGCUCUCUCUCUCUCUCUCUCUCUCUCUCUCUCUCUCUCUCUCUCUCUCUCUCUCUCUCUCUCUCUCUAAGCUAGGAUCUCAUAUGGCUUUGGCUAUUGGUGAUGAGUUUAGACAACUGCCACUAAACUGGAACUGACAGUUUUCUUGUGGCUUUUAAGUCAAACAUCUGAAUUUGUUGACGGUUUUUCUCACCAUUUGGUUGCCAACCCUUCCUCUAUAUGAAAUUUCUUGCAGUUUCCACCUCAAACAAUAAAGAAUUCCAGGUCAGUCCAGGAUGCCAGCAGUGACUCAGACUAUUUGAAGAAGAAAAAUAUAAUCUUUUCAAGGUGUUCAGCUUUCCUGCAAUACAAGUGUGAUGCCUUUCAACUCAGUCCAGUCAUUAGAGCACCAGCACAGAUGUGCUCCUUUGUGAGUGCCAUUUACAAUUUGUCACCAGUGGUCACAGCCCAAUGAAAUACUGGCCCCAAUUCAGACAUAAACAACAUAAAAUGUGUGUUUCGCUUCAUAGUUUUGCAGAAGAAACACUUUUUGGGUUUAAUUCUUUAACUAACACGAUUGAAGCCUGCAGAAUGUUGUUUCCAUCACCACCACCUUUCUCUUGGCUCAUAUUUCAUUAUGUUUUAACACUUUUUUAUGCAUAUCACACACAAAAACAACAAAAAGCAAUUGAAAGUAAAUAUUUGUACAAAAGUUAAUGUGAACUGAAGGUUUUGAAGUUGCUCUGUUGAUCAAUUUGAUAUAAAAUGUGACUACUGCACAACACUACUUGCAAGUGUGUGUGUAAAUGUUUUACAUACUGACAAUAUGAAGAAAUUAUACAGUUUUUUUAAAUAAGCCUUGUGUUUAUGGAUAAUGUUUUAAUUUUAGUGGAUUACUUUUCUUUCUGUGUAUAAGUUCAAUAUUGCUGUAAAUAUUGUGUAAAUGGAAGGGAACUGUAAAGAAAAUAAGAUAAUGUGAAUAAUUCUCACUAGCACAGCUUCUUAGGAUCUGAGUGUCAUAAAUCGAAUAAGAAAGAAGCAACAUUUCUAUUAUUUUUACUGUUUCUUUAUUUUUGUAUUCUUGCCUUAACCCUUUUAGUAUCUACCAUGGUUUAUUUUCAAUGUUUUAAGAAUUUAUUUAUGUGUGUAUCUCUGAUUAUGGUCACUUGUUAAAGUUUAACACAAAAAUAAUUUGAAAAUGAGGAAAAUUCUGUUUCUGACGUCUGUGCCAAGUUUGCUAGCUACGUUGCAUUAACAUAGCUUUUAUUAAAAAUUCCCAACGUGUUUACGUGAUCUGAACCGAAACAUGACAUCACAAACACAUGUAAAGAAAAACUGCUGUAGAAAAAGAAAUGUUUUUAUUAUCAUUGUUUCAGUUCCUGUUUAAAAAUGUUCCUGAAUUUUUUUGAAAAGCAAAAGAAAACAAUCAUCGUUUCAGAUCUCCCACCUUCUUCUGAUGUGCUGUUUUUUCUGUAAGGAUCACGACAAAGAUCUACUCAUUUUCCAAAUUAGAGUGGCCAGUGUACUUUCACUCAAAAGGGUUUCGUGUCAUUUGAAGACUGUGUCGUGAUAAGACUUUGCUGUGAAAAAAUUCUUCAGUUAAUAAAUAUUUCAGUUGUUUAUCACUU